Molecule: messenger RNA, 1522 nt
Organism: Arabidopsis lyrata subsp. lyrata
Lineage: Eukaryota; Viridiplantae; Streptophyta; Magnoliopsida; Brassicales; Brassicaceae
Product: CLPTM1-like membrane protein cnrB
Cellular component (GO): membrane; endomembrane system
Source: RefSeq, a predicted model, not a curated record
AUGAAUUUCAUAAGAAGUUUGCUGAUUGUUUUCGAGUUCCAUACAGCUAUCCACAGCAUGGUUUUGAAAGUUCAAAAUUCUCAAGGACUAAAACCCGUUGCAACUUACUUGCCAAAGCGAAAAGCAGAUAAGAAGAAGAGUUUGUUGGGAAAUCCCAAAGACUCUGAUGAAUCCAAAGUUGAAGUUGAGGAGGUUGAUGGUAAGGACUCGGAUCUCAAGGAUGAGGGCCAUGUGGAAUGGGUAUCCUACUGGAAACCAAAUGUCACAAAUAACCUAGUCGAUGACUUUACUCGCUAUCCACAGCAUGGUGUACCACCAAACAUUGAUCCUUACUUACUGGUGGAACCUAGUAUAGUAAACUACUACCCUACAGUUUUUUUCAAUGAGUUUUGGCUGCUAAGGGACAAGUUGAUUUUAAUCAAUGAGACGGUCUCAGAGCUGCCACUUAAUCUGGAAGUAAGCCCCAUAAGCAUGACAAAGUGGCAGCUGUUUCAGCAGAUUGAUCAGUCUUUCCAGAUUCACCGUAGCUAUGGAAGCAUGCUUGAUGGUGAAUCUGACGAACUAAAGAGGGUGUUUUUGGAAGGAAAUCCCUAUCUGUUGGGCGUCACAAUUGUUUCGAUGCUUCAUUCUGUAUUUGACUUCCUUGCAUUCAAAAAUGAUAUCCAGUUUUGGAACAAGAACAAAUCUAUGGAAGGACUGUCUGCGAAGUCUGUCGUACUGAAUUUUAUCUGUCAGUUUAUCAUCUUCCUCUACCUGCUUGACAACGACACUUCGUGGAUGAUACUGGCUAGCUCUGGAGUUGGUGUCUGCAUCGAGUUCUGGAAAAUAGGGAAAGCCAUGCGGAUUGAGGUUGAUCGAGUGGUGAUUCCAAGAUUGAGGUUCCACGACCGUGAAUCCUAUGCAAUCAACAAGACCAAGGAGUAUGACGACAUCGCCAUUAAAUUCUUAUCCUAUGCGCUCCUCCUCCUUGUUGUGGGUUUCUCCAUAUAUUCACUUGCCUAUGAACGCCACAAGAGCUGGUACUCAUGGAUCCUAUCUUCACUAACGAGCUGCGUCUACAUGUUUGGUUUCAUAAUGAUGUGUCCUCAAUUGUUCAUCAACUAUAAGCUGAAGUCAGUAGCACAUUUACCAUGGAGGCAAAUGACAUAUAAGUUCCUCAACACAAUCAUCGACGAUCUCUUUGCUUUUGUCAUCAAAAUGCCAAUGCUGCAUCGCCUUUCUGUCUUCCGAGAUGAUGUGAUAUUCUUAAUAUACUUGUACCAGAGAUGGGUUUAUCCUGUGGACAAAACACGUGUCAACGAGUUUGGUUUUGGAGGUGAGGAUGAGUCUGUGGAUACAAAGAAGAUCUCUGACCAAGAAGAUGACAAGAAAACAAACUAAUUAGCUUUGUGCUUUUGUUCUUUCAAACAAUUUUUGAGUUGUUUUUGGUUCUGCUUUAGGAAGUUUUGCUAAUGCUGCUAUUUGUAUCCAAAUGGAAUUUUGGUUUAGGGUAAUUUUAAAAAAAUGUGUUAAAAGAACAUCA